Molecule: messenger RNA, 1383 nt
Organism: Hevea brasiliensis (rubber tree)
Lineage: Eukaryota; Viridiplantae; Streptophyta; Magnoliopsida; Malpighiales; Euphorbiaceae
Exons: 6
Coding region: 119-1159 (346 amino acids)
Molecular function (GO): zinc ion binding; oxidoreductase activity
Source: RefSeq, a predicted model, not a curated record
UCUCAUUGUACAAACGCAGACUAUAAAACCCAUUUCUUGGCUGGAGUUGCCAUCAUAAAUCAGAUGUCAUCGUUCGAUUAAAAAAAAAAAAGAAAAAAAAAACAGCAGAACGUGAAAAAUGGAGGCUCUGGUGUGUGUGAAAUUGGGGGAUCCAGUGGGGAAAAUGGACGAGAAUUCCCCAAUAGUAUUGAGCAAAAACCACCCAAUUCCACAACUGGACUCCCCCACCGCAGUUAGAGUGAGAGUGAAAGCCACAAGCUUGAACUAUGCCAAUUACCUCCAGAUUUUGGGCAAAUACCAAGAAAAGCCUCCCCUGCCUUUCGUCCCUGGCUCCGAUUACUCCGGUAUUGUCGAUGCCGUCGGUCCUAAUGUCUCCAUUUUCAAGGUUGGGGACCGUGUCUGUUCCUUCGCUUCCCUCGGCUCCUUCGCUCAAUUCAUCGUCGCGGAUCAAUCCCAACUGUUUCGAGUGCCAGAGGGAUGUGAUCUGGUGGAGGCCGCUGCACUGCCCGUCGCUUUUGGAACCUCCCAUGUCGCUCUUGUCCACAGAGCUCACUUGACCUCUUCUCAGGUGUUGCUGGUUCUUGGAGCCGCUGGAGGUGUUGGCCUUUCUGCUGUACAAAUUGGCAAGGUUUGUGGUGCCAUUGUUAUUGCCGUUGCUAGGGGAGAUGAAAAGGUAGAGUUUUUGAAGUCAUUGGGAAUAGAUCAUGUGGUGGACUCUAGCAAAGAAAACGUCACUGUGAGUGUCAAGGACUUCCUCAACGCAAGAAAACUUAAAGGUGUAGAUGUUUUGUAUGAUCCUGUUGGAGGCAAGUCCACUAAAGAAGCCUUAAAACUUCUGAAUUGGGGUGCUCAAAUUCUGGUCAUUGGGUUUGCUAGUGGGGAAAUACCUGUCAUCCCAGCAAAUAUUGCUCUGGUUAAGAACUGGACCAUACAUGGACUUUAUUGGGGUAGCCACAGAACACAUCGUCCAGGUUUUCUGGAAGAUUCUUUCGGGGAGCUACUCUCUUGGAUGGAAAAGGGCCUGAUUACUAUCCACAUUUCUCAUAUUUACAGCAUGUCAGAGGCAAGCCUCGCCUUUUGUGCUAUUAGAGAUCGGAAAGCUAUUGGAAAGGUGAUGAUUGCUUUUGAUGAUAAAACAAGUCCAACAUCUAAGCUUUGAUUUAGUCAGGCUUGAGCAGGAAUAGAAUGCAGAAUGUAAUCCUUGGCUCUUGAAUAUCAGAAUCUUGUCCUUACAAUCCUUAGCCACUACAUAAUGUCAUAAUUUGUAGAUUCUAUGAUCAGAUAAAAAAAGAUUGGCAAACAAUAAGGAUACAAGAAAUUGUCAAAUAAAGGAAUCAGUUAAAAUACUGUUAAUAUAAUAAACUGGAACAAAUGAAAAUGCAA